Molecule: messenger RNA, 1497 nt
Organism: Mycena indigotica
Lineage: Eukaryota; Fungi; Basidiomycota; Agaricomycetes; Agaricales; Mycenaceae
Product: F-box domain-containing protein
Exons: 2
Coding region: 1-1497 (498 amino acids)
Molecular function (GO): protein binding
Source: RefSeq, a predicted model, not a curated record
AUGGCUUCACGGCUCCUCCUCACACAUUACUUCCGACCACGUGGAAGCCAACCACUCCCGCAGACAACCCAGGCAGACAUCCAGAGUCUUUUGGACACGCUGCCUGCCGUGAGCAGCAGCUCCCUCGACGUGAUUUACUCCAAUUCCCCCCUCCCUGGACCAGAGGAGGAAUGCCUUUGCCUACAACUCCACACCCUCGAGGCUCACGUGUUACCCAUCGAACGCGAAAUGGCGAGGUCUCGGCUGGCUGUUCCUUUAUUAGAGACCACUCUGGAUCAAUGGAAAACGCUGUAUUCAAAGCUUCAGAACGAGGUUGAGGCGCGCCGCCGACUGUUUUCACCCAUUCGAUGGAUUCCAGACGAGCUUUUGUGCGAAGUUUUCGCUCAGUGCGUGAAUGAAGAUGAAAAGAAGGCCGACUUUUCGUUCUCCUUGACGCGCGUAAUUCGUGUCUGCCGUCGUUGGAGAAACGCCGCUUUGUCCUGUCCAAGUCUCUGGCGACGCGUCGACGAUGACUGUCAUUAUCUGCGUAAAGGAGACACCGAGCGAAACAUGCUUUGCCUGCUUAGUGUGCCUGAAAGCAUCCAGCGAGCGAUGUUCCACUUGACACACUCCGGCACUCACCUCCCACUGUUCGUGGGCUGCUCGCGAAGCUUCGAUAAUUCCGGAAUCGCUCUUCUCCCUCCGGAAGACCCCAAAGAUAUACCCCGCGGUGCCGCCUUUCUGGAUGCGAUUCUCAAAACAUCUACGAGAUGGGCAACCCUUUCCCUCCGAUUUUUAACCGUCGAGGAGACACAUGCCUUCAUAAACAAAGUGCUCCAGAAACAAAUCAGCUUUCCCAAUCUCACACGAGUCACCAUCCUGACUAGGUACCACAUCACGGGCUCCGUAUCUCUGGACUGCGUGCCUCUUCUGAGCCGCAUGCCGGCUCUGAAACACCUCACGCUCAUUGAUAACACCCCACUUAAAUCGGGUCUGGAUAUCCAUUCAGCGCCAUGGAGUCGACUGCAGUCCUGCAAGCUCGACUGGCGCUGGGGAGCGCAGGCAUUCCAUGUCUUCACAUCGUUUCCCCCCAACUCACGAGUGGUUGUGCGUUUCGCAAAGCAUAAAACACAGCUACCAUAUGCCGCGAUAAAGGUUGCGUUGGGAGAGUUGGUGCUCGAUAUGUGUCAGCUGCAGUUUAUUUCCAACAUUCUCUGGGCCCUUGUCGCACCCAAUCUUCACACCCUCGAACUUUGGGGCAGGUACGGCCCCCUCCGGCAAACGACCAUCACCAUUCUCGAUGUUGCUCGGCUGACGCAGAGGUCUUCGUGCUACAUAACUGAGAAAACUCGCACUAAUCUUACAUCAAUUGGACACGUGGGACUCUCUGCUUGCCUUCCUCGAAUCCGACGGUGGCGGCGCCGCUCUAGAGCACCUCGAUAUUUCGGCACCCAACCUUGUGCCCCAACUGCUGCAAACCCUGACUGUCCGAGGCAACUUUCUUGUCCGCCUGCGUAG